UUAGCUGCUCCAUUCGUUUACAGACCUGCGUUUACUUACAGUGCUCCAGUAACUAAAACCAGAAAAAAGCGAAAAUUCUUUCCAACCAGUACCAUCCUGCCAGUAUCCAAACCGGUCAGCCUGCCGUCUGAGAACCCACCUUCCGUGGUUCAGCCUGGUGCCUCGGCACCCGCAAUUCAGCCUGAUAUCUCUACCCAGUCUGAUGUCUGUACCCAGCCUGAUGAACUGAUCCAGCCUGAUGAUCCUAUCAUGCCAGAUGAUCCAAUGCCUGAUGACCCAGUGCCCGCUGUCGUGCCUGAUGACCCGAUGCCCGCUGUCGAGCCAGAUGAUCCAAUGCCUGAUGACCCAGUGCCCGCUGUCAUGCCUGGUGACCCGAUGCCCGCUGUCGAGCCAGACGAUCCAAUGCCUGAUGACCCA
Staurois parvus is the source of this 417-nucleotide messenger RNA. The record is from the annotation of a GenBank genome assembly. NCBI's taxonomy places the organism in Eukaryota, Metazoa, Chordata, Amphibia, Anura, Ranidae.